This is a messenger RNA of Ceraceosorus guamensis, 2124 nucleotides long. Its product is annotated as phytoene desaturase. The transcript is spliced from 6 exons. The coding region runs from base 238 to 1986 and encodes 582 amino acids. Gene Ontology annotation, biological process: carotenoid biosynthetic process. NCBI's taxonomy places the organism in Eukaryota, Fungi, Basidiomycota, Exobasidiomycetes, Ceraceosorales, Ceraceosoraceae. The record is from RefSeq and is a predicted model, not a curated record. Gene Ontology annotation, molecular function: oxidoreductase activity.
UCUAGCUCAGACGUAUGUUUAUCGCGUAAGCGUACAAGGUCGUUCGCUCCUGCUGCUUUCCCAGCUUUCUAUACAUGGACUACAUCGUCGACCAGCCAUUCGACGUAGCAUAUAAUCGCUCAAUCUUUGCAAGGCUAAGAGGGGACGUGAUUUCGAGAUCCGGACUGCAUCGUGUGCAAGUGGUUAUCCACAUUCCGCUCCAUCACCGCACAUAGCCUACGCACUCACACCUCAAAAAUGCCAGGAGCUCCGGCGAGGGGCCAGGUGGCCAGUGGGAGGACAUGCAGCAAGAAUGCCAAGCAUGUUGUCAUUAUCGGUGCAGGAGCCGGUGGCACUUGCCUGGCUGCUAGACUGGCUCACAAGGGCUAUAGAGUCACAGUGGUAGAAAGGCACGCCGGUGUAGGUGGAAGAUGCUCGCUCGACUUUCAUCCCGAAGGUCAUCGAUGGGAUGUCGGUCCGAGCUUGUACCUUAUGCCAGAGAUCUUUGACCGGGCCUUCGCCUCGAUGGGUCGCUCGAGGGAGAAGCUGGUGCCCCUGACCUUAGCUUCCCCAGCGUACACAAUCCACUACCACGACGGUCGCUCCCUGCAGCUUUCCUCCGAUCUCACAGCCAUGGGAGCCGUGCUGGAGAAGUUCGAAAGACCGUGCGGCAAUCCUGAUCCGCUUGGCAACUUUUUGGAAUUCCUCAACGAGGCUGGACAACACUACGAGGAAUCCAUUCGAUGGGUAUUGGGUGCUGAUUGGACUCAUCUGCUCGAAGCGCUCACUCGGUGGGAGAUGUAUCCGAUGCUCUUCAAGACCCGCAUCCUGCACAUUUGGACCACCUUGUACUCCAGAGCCAGCUCAUUCUUCUACAGCGAUCACAUUCGCCGCGCCAUGACUUUCAGCUCAAUGUACAUGGGAAUGUCGCCCUUUGACGCGCCAGCCACAUAUUCGCUUCUUCAAUACGCAGAAUACGCAAAGGGGGUUUGGUACCCUAUAGGAGGCUUCCAGCGCGUCGUGGCUGCCUUUGAGCAGAUCGCCAAGGAGGAGGGCGCUUCCUUCCUCUUCAACACGAACGUGAAGCAAAUCAAACUCGAUGCUGUAAGGGGCGCAGCAAGCGGUGUGGAGCUAUCGGACGGUCGCAAGAUCGAAGCGGAUGUGGUGGUGAGCAAUGCGGACCUGGUCUCGACGUACAACAAGCUACUACCACCAUCUCCGUACGCCGACCGUUUGACGCGCAAGGAUCAGACCUGCAGCAGCAUCUCCUUCUAUUGGGGCCUGAAGGAAAUCGUCCCCGAACUGGGUGGCCACAACAUCUUCCUGGCAGAAGCUUACAAGGAAUCCUUCGACGAGAUCUUUAGAGAGGGCAAGCUGCCCUCUGAGCCUUCCUUCUACGUCAAUGUGCCCUCGCGCUUGGACCCGACGGCUGCGCCGUUGGGUAGAGACACGCUCGUCGUCCUGGUUCCAUGCGGUCCCCUUCCCCUCGAUGCAUCGACUUCUCGUGCAGAAUUCGAAGUCACUCGAGCCAGAGCGCGGAGACAAGUGAUAGCUACUUUGAAUGCUCGACUAGGAGAUCGACGCGCUGAGAGGCGAGCGGAAGCAGAUGGAGGCGUGUUGAAAGCUUUCGACGAGAAGACGGCGGACGCUUUCGACAUCGAGUCGCUCAUAGCUGUGGAACAGGUCAUGGAUCCGUUUGAUUGGCAGGAAAGAUUCGAUCUAUUCAGGGGUUCAAUUUUGGGUUUGAGCCAUACCAUUCCGCAGGUGCUAUGGUUCAGACCGAGCGUGCAGCAUGCCACAUACCGCAACCUGUUUUUUUGCGGCGCGUCGACUCAGCCAGGAACGGGGGUGCCCGUGGUCGUGGCAGGGUCUGCCGUCGUGGCAAAGAGGAUAGACGACUUUUUGAGCAAGAAGAGCAGCAGUGCUUCCUUCUUGCCCCGCUCGCUCGCGAAUAUCUGCGCUAUGAUUGCUACUCUCAUUGCGCUCCUUGUCGCUGCUUUGCGAUGAACUUGAUUGCCGGAAAUCCAACGCAGAGACAAUCGUUCGUACUUUUCCCAAGACCUUUUGCAUGAUGCUUUGCCCUCACUUUUGCUGCUGAAUCGUUGUCGCAUAUGACCCGACGCAGCAUUCAUCGCGAUUCCAAAU